UUUCAUCGCACAUGCGCGCCACUGUGUCACUAGCCGCCCCGCGACCGAAGAAGCGCUGUGAUGGCGCACUCGCGCCCACACAAGAGUCAACUCGUGGCAACUCAAAGCCAACAGAAUGCAGAACUUCAUUGCGAAUUUCGGCAUGGCAUCGCCUAAGAUCCCGUCCGCCGACAGGUGGUCUGCAUCGAGGCCAGCGGGCAGCGCAAGGAACAUAAUUAGAUCGGAGCAGGGCGAAUUGAAUCGGUCCCCCUUGAAUCAGUCCCCAGACCCCUCUCGGGGUCCGAACGCACCAAUUUUUCGAGCUGCGUCCAGCCGGGGGUGGCGAGGGGCCCCCCCAAAGGCCAACAACUGGUGGCUCAACUCACCCUGCCCUGCAUCGAACUCGAGAAAGCCAGCCCACACCAUCACUCGGCGGUGAGCCCCAGGGGGAACAAAUUAGAAGGGGCAGGCCGUCUCAAAGGAGGAAGAGGAGAAGGGAGGAGGGAGGAGGGAGCACGGGUCGCCGGUGCGCGGGAGGCCACGGGGUGCCGGCACUCGGCUGGGGCGCUGGGCGCUGGAGAUCUCGAGGACCCGGCUGCCCCGGGACGCCACACGCAGCACGCAGCGUGCCGGCACGGAGCUCAGCACGCAGGCGGGGCACGCAGGUCCAGCUCUGGCGCGAAGGGUUCGCCAGAGCGUGGGCCACCCCGCGCGCCGAGCCAGCACGCAACGUGUUGGCACGGUCAUUUUGAGCACGGUGGGUGCUGCGCUUCAGCGCGGGCGUACCAGGGCAGCCGAGUACCCAGAAGGAAUGCAGUGGAGACGAGCCUCGCACAGCCGCUUAGGGCGUGGGAGGAUCACG
Prorocentrum cordatum is the source of this 841-nucleotide messenger RNA. NCBI's taxonomy places the organism in Eukaryota, Dinophyceae, Prorocentrales, Prorocentraceae. The record is from the annotation of a GenBank genome assembly.